This is a messenger RNA of Callorhinus ursinus (northern fur seal), 1567 nucleotides long. The record is from RefSeq and is a predicted model, not a curated record. Lineage: Eukaryota; Metazoa; Chordata; Mammalia; Carnivora; Otariidae.
CCGCCUCACUCUUUGCAGGACGUCACCGCGGACUGCAGGGGCCUGAGCCGCUGCCGCCGCCGCCUCUGCCCCUGUCGCGCAGCCCCACAUCAACGCAGGGGGCCCCGUCACCACCGCCGCCAAAAAGUCGCUGCCGCUAGGGUCGCCACCGCAUCGGUGCAGGGCAAGCCUUUCAAGGUCACGGCCCGCCCUUUGCCAUGGGUCCCACCAUUAGUACUGGGGCUCCUGACGAGUUAAAGAUGGCAUCCGCCACAGACUCACGCUAUGGGCAGAAGGAGUCCUCGGACCAGAAUUUCGACUACAUGUUCAAGAUCCUCAUCAUUGGCAACAGCAGCGUGGGCAAGACAUCUUUCCUAUUCCGCUAUGCAGACGAUUCCUUCACGCCUGCCUUCGUCAGCACUGUGGGCAUUGACUUCAAGGUCAAGACCAUCUACCGCAACGACAAGAGGAUCAAGCUGCAAAUCUGGGACACAGCAGGGCAAGAGCGGUACCGGACUAUUACCACAGCCUACUACCGGGGUGCCAUGGGCUUUAUCCUCAUGUAUGACAUUACCAAUGAAGAGUCCUUCAACGCUGUGCAGGACUGGUCGACCCAGAUCAAGACGUACUCGUGGGACAAUGCCCAGGUGCUCCUGGUGGGAAACAAGUGUGACAUGGAGGAUGAACGGGUGGUGUCGUCGGAGCGUGGCCGGCAGUUGGCUGACCACCUUGGCUUUGAGUUCUUUGAGGCAAGCGCCAAGGACAACAUCAAUGUCAAGCAGACCUUUGAGCGCCUGGUAGAUGUCAUCUGCGAGAAGAUGUCUGAGUCCCUGGACACGGCCGACCCUGCAGUCACCGGCGCCAAGCAGGGCCCGCAGCUCACGGACCAGCAGGCGCCUCCACAUCAGGACUGCGCCUGCUGAGAGCUGCCUCCGGCCCCAUCCCGGCCCCACCCCUGCCCACCCCCUGGGCCCGAUCCAGCUCCCACUGGCCCAGGGUGUGAGAACCCCCCUGCCCCCAACUUAGCCCCUCACCCUUAUUUAUUAUCGUAGUUAUUUAUUUAUUUAUUGGAGAUGUCCCCCAGGGGCUCAGGCUCCCCACCCACCCCUUGUCCCGUCCUGUACAUACAGCCCUGUCCCCACCCUGUUGUGGCGUGGCGUGGCCCUGUGAACUCACCACUCACCCUCCUCUCAAGACCCCACCUUUUUUAAAAUUCACCCCCAACAACAGUUACCGGUUUUGCAGAGGGGGCCCGAUGACCCCUCCCCCAGGGCAGGCUGAUUGGGUGAUGGGAGGUAGUCGGGUCUACCAGCCUCUCGGCUGUGACACGGUGGGCCAAGGCCACUGUGGGGGUCUCAGCAUGGACCAUGGGGUGGAUAAGAGCCAGGUAAUGGCCCGCCUGGCUCCUCACCCCCAAAGUUUUACCCUUAUUUGGAGGUGAGGGCUGCUGUGGGUACUCGCCACCCUGGGGACCCCCCCCAACACCAGACCUGUUCUGACGUCAUGAGUGUCAAUGUUCCCCCCAGAUCCCCAGGAGAUGUCAUGACAACACUACACACACCCAAUAAAGUGAAUGGAUGACACCGUG